Messenger RNA from Salvelinus namaycush (lake trout), 2796 nucleotides. RefSeq names its product glutamate receptor, ionotropic, AMPA 1a (gene gria1a). Gene Ontology annotation, biological process: synaptic transmission, glutamatergic; modulation of chemical synaptic transmission. Lineage: Eukaryota; Metazoa; Chordata; Actinopteri; Salmoniformes; Salmonidae. Gene Ontology annotation, cellular component: postsynaptic membrane; AMPA glutamate receptor complex; plasma membrane. The record is from RefSeq and is a predicted model, not a curated record. Gene Ontology annotation, molecular function: transmitter-gated monoatomic ion channel activity involved in regulation of postsynaptic membrane potential; AMPA glutamate receptor activity.
AUGCAGCGAAGCUUCACCCUCCUGUACACCAGUUUUCUGGGGAUGUGCUUGGGUUCAAGUUUUCCAAGUAACAUCAAUAUAGGGGGACUAUUCCCAACCGAAUCUCACGAAUAUGAGGUGUUUCGGUUCGCGCUCUCGCACCACCAGGAUAUCCCCAAACUGGUGCCGCAGGUGGAUAUGGUCAAGAUGGGCAACAGCUUCUCCAUGACAUAUGCCUUCUGUUCCCAGUUCUCUAAAGGUGUCUAUGCCAUCAUUGGCCUCUACGACAGGAAGACGGUCAACAUGCUGAUGUCGUUUUGCGGGGCGCUGCACGUGUGUUUCGUCACGCCUUCCUUCCUCGAGACGGCCAACCAGUUGGUGAUCCAGCUGAGACCCGAGCUACAGGACACUCUGGUGGGGGUCAUAGACCACUACGGAUGGACCAAGUUCGUCUACAUGUACAGCUCAGAUUCUGGCCUGUCGGUGCUGCAGAAGGUCCUGGACACAGCUGCUGAGAGGAGCUGGCUGGUGACGUCUGUCAACGUGGAGACCAUGACGGAGGCCUCAUUCCUCAAGGUGUUCCAAGACCUGGACAAGAGGAAGGAGGGACAGAUCAUCAUCGACUGUGAGACCGAAAGACUCACCUCCAUCCUAAAAAAGAUCGUUGAACAAGGGAAGAAUGCUAAGAGUUACCACUACAUCCUGGCCAACCUGGGUUUUCUGGACAUUGAUCUAACAGACCUGAGGAAAGGCGGGGCCAACAUCACAGGCUUCCAGCUGGUCAACUACACAGAGCAGAACGUCAGCCGUACCAUUCAGCAGUGGAUGGAGUUCGAAAACAAAGACGCCAAGUUCCCCAAGAGACGCCUGAAGUACACCGGAGCGUUGACAUAUGAUGGGGUGAAGGUGAUGUCUACAGCGUUCCAGAACCUUCGGAAACAGAGGAUAGACAUCUCUCGCCGUGGCAACGCAGGCGAAUGCCUCGCCAACCCGCCGGCACCCUGGGGCCAAGGCAUAGAUAUACAGAGAGCCCUGCAACAGGUGCGUAUCCAUGGCCUGACAGGUCACAUCCAGUUCAAUGAAAAAGGACGCAGGACCAACUUCACCGUCAGUGUCAUGGAGCUAGCCCCGUCUGGACCUAAGAAGGUGGGCUACUGGAACGAGGACGAGAAGUACGUGAGCACAGCCACCUUCAUGAGAGGAAGCAACGACAGCAGCUAUGGCCUACAGAACAGGACCUACAUAGUUACCACCAUCCUGGAAUCCCCAUACGUGAUGCUGAAGAAGAACCAUGAUCAGCUGUCAGGGAACGAUAAGUACGAGGGUUACAUCGUGGAGCUAGCGGCUGAGAUCGCCAAGCACGUUGGAUACCACUACAAACUGAAGGUGGUCACAGAUGGGAAGUAUGGAGCCAGAGACUCCGAGACCAAGAUGUGGAACGGCAUGGUUGGAGAGCUGGUGUACGGGAAAGCAGACGUGGCGGUAGCCCCGCUGACCAUCACCCUGGUCCGAGAAGAGGUGAUCGACUUCUCCAAGCCCUUCAUGUCUCUGGGCAUCUCCAUCAUGAUCAAGAAGCCCACCAAGUCUAAACCAGGUGUCUUCUCCUUCCUGGACCCGCUGGCCUAUGAGAUCUGGAUGUGUAUCGUGUUCGCCUACAUCGGUGUGAGCGUGGUCCUGUUCCUGGUGAGCCGCUUCAGCCCCUAUGAGUGGCACGCAGAGGACUAUGAGGAGGGGGCCGACCCCCAGACCCCUACCCAGCCGACGGGGCCCGGUGCUGGGCUACAGUCGGGGCAGAGCCCUGGUCAGCAAGGCCAGAACCAGCAGAAUCAGGAACAGACCAACGAGUUUGGCAUCUUCAACUCUCUCUGGUUCUCCCUGGGAGCCUUCAUGCAGCAGGGAUGUGACAUCUCACCCAGGUCUCUGUCAGGGCGGAUAGUGGGUGGCGUGUGGUGGUUCUUCACUCUCAUCAUCAUCUCGUCCUACACGGCCAACCUAGCUGCUUUUCUCACAGUGGAGAGGAUGGUGUCCCCCAUAGAGAGUGCUGAGGACCUGGCUAAACAGACUGAGAUCGCCUACGGAACCCUGGAUGCUGGCUCCACCAAAGAGUUCUUCAGGCGGUCUAAGAUCGCGGUGUUUGAGAAGAUGUGGUCGUACAUGAAGUCGGCCGACCCCUCAGUAUUCGUGAAGACCACAGACGAGGGAGUGAUGAGGGUCAGGAAGUCCAAAGGGAAGUAUGCCUACCUGUUAGAGUCGACCAUGAACGAGUACAUCGAGCAGAGGAAACCCUGUGACACCAUGAAGGUCGGGGGGAACCUGGACUCUAAAGGAUAUGGUAUCGCCACGCCCAAGGGCUCACCCCUCAGAAACCCUGUUAACCUGGCCGUGUUAAAACUGAACGAGCAAGGCCUGUUGGACAAACUGAAAAACAAAUGGUGGUACGACAAGGGCGAGUGUGGCAGCGGGGGCGGGGACUCCAAGGAUAAGACGAGUGCGUUGAGCCUGAGCAACGUGGCCGGAGUGUUCUACAUUCUGAUUGGAGGACUGGGCCUGGCCAUGCUGGUGGCGUUGGUGGAGUUCUGCUACAAGUCACGAACCGAGUCUCAGAGAAUGAAGCAGAACAUCAACGAUGCCAUGCACUGCUCCACCAGAAUGAGUGGGAACGGGAACGGGAACGGGAACGGGGGAGGAGGAGGAAUAGGAGGAGCAGGAGGAGGAGAGAACGGACGCAUCCUAACUCACGACUUCCCUAAAACAGUCCAGACUCUCCCCUGCAUGAGCCACAACGCCAGCAUGGGGCUCAGCGCCUCCGGCAUGUAA